Messenger RNA from Amborella trichopoda, 714 nucleotides. RefSeq lists its product as uncharacterized. The record is from RefSeq and is a predicted model, not a curated record. Lineage: Eukaryota; Viridiplantae; Streptophyta; Magnoliopsida; Amborellales; Amborellaceae.
AUGCAUGGUUCAUCCCUUGCUGGAAGCUAUUGGGUGGCAAGUAAGAUAAAAAACUGUUUGAAUGAUAUACCCAAUCUAACACCUGGAUAUGUUAUUAAUGAUGUACAACGUGAUCAUAGUGUCACACUAUCUUACCAUCAAGCAUGGCAGGUCAAAGAGGUCAUACAAAGGAUAAAUGACAGUUCUCAUAUGAAGGCAUACAAUGAUCUCACCAAGCCAUUGAUGGGACUAGAUGAGACUUUUUUGAAAGGAAGAUACAGAUGGAUACUAUUGGCUACAAUUGGGAUAGAUGUGAAUGAAAAUAUAUUUUUCAGAAAAUAUGCGGUGGUUGAGAGUGAAAAUACACCAAGUUGGAUUUGGUUUCUAAAGCUUCUUAAUGAGCAAUUUCAGGAGAUGCCUGAUUUGCCAGCUUUGUCUAUUGUAUCAGAUCGUCAAAAACGGUUGCAAGUCGCAAUUGAAAAAGUAUUCCCAACCAAUGAGCAAGGGUAUUGUAUGUGUCACCUAACUGAUAACUUCAAAAAGAAAUUUAGAAAUUUGGCGCUUACAAGACUUUAUUGGAAAGCAGCACGUGCAAUAACUGUAUCAAGUUUUGAUGAGUACAUGUCAAAGAUUAAUAGUGAAAAUGCUGAGGCCUAUGACUGGAUCGUGAAACAACAUCCAAAAACUUGGGUAAACACAUAUUUUCAGGGAUGUAGAUACAAUGAUUUGACAUAG